Messenger RNA from Caenorhabditis briggsae, 873 nucleotides. Bases 1 to 873 code for a protein of 290 amino acids. NCBI's taxonomy places the organism in Eukaryota, Metazoa, Nematoda, Chromadorea, Rhabditida, Rhabditidae. The record is from RefSeq and is a predicted model, not a curated record. The transcript has 2 exons.
AUGUCUUUCACCGACAACGAUGUGUGCGAUCAAGUGGCCGUCAUCGCCUACGAUCUGGACUCUGCCCUCAACACGGUACCUUCCUGUCUCCAAACUCUUUUGGAGCAAAACUAUCCACUCGCGAUGCUGAAAGAGGAGAAGAUCAAGGAGUUGGUUGCCAGAUACAUUCAGUGCCCACAAGUCGGAAACUUGGCGAGAAGAGUGAUUGGAAAGAUCAAUAUUAUGGAGCAGAAGGAGUCAAAUAAAAGAAUGAGAAGAGCCGCAAGCGUGCCUGGAGUACGGAAUCGUCAUCAUCUUCGUCUACCGAUGAAUUCUCAACCUGUGCCAUGCAAUACGACUGGAUCGUCUUCUCGUCUCCCAUCCGUACAACCAACUUCUGUUCAACAUGAAACGAAUUUCGUGCGCCGAGUCACGUCUUCCAACUCUCCUAACGCCAUGCUCUCAAAAAGAACUGAUGUCGCCCUCAACUCAAAGAGGACGUCAUCCAAUUCGCCACCUUCGAACGACGAACUAAUGGGAUUGAUUGCCUCCAAGAGAACGAACCCAGCAAAGUUUGUGCCAAAAUCGAAAACAGUGCUCACCAAUUCUUCCUCCAACUUCAAGAAUAUUCCAAUUUCCGCUCCAAUAAAGACAUCACCAGAACUGAAGAAAGCCGAGAACGAUCGAAUGGAGAGAAUGAUGAUGGCACGACGUGAAGUGAAGAAAGAGGCGGAAAAGAAAGCAGAAGAAGGAGUCAAGAGUGUCAAACAGAUGUUGAUGGAGGCUCGAAAUCAAAGAAUCGCUGAAGCUCAGAAAGCAAAAAGAAGUGGAUCGUGGGAGGAGCCGGAACAACCGAAAGCCAAGAAGGGACGCUAUCAAAACAAGUAUCGCUAA